AUGUCAGUCGGACUGAUGGAAAGACUGAAGCCCCUUGCGGCCCCUCUGCGGCCCACCUGCGGCCCCGUCGCCGCCACCUGCGGCCCCGUCGCCGUCACCUGCGGCCCCGUCGCCGCCACCUGCGGCCCCGUCACCGUCACCUGCGGCCCCGUCGCCGCCACCUGCGGCCCCGUCGCCGCCACCUGCGGCCCCGUCACAGCCCCCUGCGGCCCCGUCGCCGCCACCUGCGGCCCCGUCGCCGUCACCUGCGGCCCCGUCGCCGCCAUCUGCGGCCCCGUCGCCGCCACCUGCGGCCCCGUCGCCGCCCCCUGCGGCCCCGUCGCCGCCACCUACGGCCACGCAGCCGCCACCUGCGGCCCCGCCGCCACCUGCGGCCCCGUCGCCGCCCCUGUGGCCCCAUAG
Messenger RNA from Closterium sp. NIES-65, 402 nucleotides. NCBI's taxonomy places the organism in Eukaryota, Viridiplantae, Streptophyta, Zygnematophyceae, Desmidiales, Closteriaceae. The record is from the annotation of a GenBank genome assembly.